UCUUUGAAGAUUUUGCAUCUGGUGUAGACUGCUUCUUGCACAACACAAACAGCAACCAUGCUUCUUUCAGCCGAUGACAAGAAACACAUCAAGGCAAUUAUGCCUGCUAUCGCUGCCCAUGGCGACAAAUUUGGGGGAGAAGCUUUGUACAGGAUGUUCAUAGUCAACCCCAAGACCAAAACUUACUUCCCUAGUUUUGACUUCCACCACAAUUCAAAACAGAUCAGUGCUCAUGGCAAGAAAGUUGUGGAUGCUCUGAAUGAAGCUUCCAACCAUUUGGAUAACAUCGCUGGAAGCAUGAGCAAGCUGAGUGACCUCCAUGCCUAUGACCUGAGAGUGGACCCUGGCAACUUCCCAUUGCUGGCCCAUAAUAUAUUGGUGGUUGUUGCUAUGAACUUCCCUAAGCAGUUUGAUCCUGCAACCCAUAAGGCCCUGGAUAAGUUCUUGGCUACCGUAUCUACUGUUCUGACAUCCAAAUAUCGUUAAGGCUCAGCAACAACAGCAGCAGAAGUCUCAACAUCAGACAUCAGUUAAUUAUAUGCAAUCAAACUGACAAAGCUUGUGAAAGAAUGUUCUGAAAUAAACAUUUUAACCAUUA
Xenopus laevis (African clawed frog) is the source of this 598-nucleotide messenger RNA. RefSeq names its product hemoglobin subunit alpha 1 L homeolog (gene hba1.L). The record is from RefSeq and is a predicted model, not a curated record. Gene Ontology annotation, cellular component: haptoglobin-hemoglobin complex; hemoglobin complex; blood microparticle. The transcript has 3 exons. Bases 58 to 486 code for a protein of 142 amino acids. Gene Ontology annotation, biological process: hydrogen peroxide catabolic process; cellular oxidant detoxification; oxygen transport. NCBI's taxonomy places the organism in Eukaryota, Metazoa, Chordata, Amphibia, Anura, Pipidae. Gene Ontology annotation, molecular function: haptoglobin binding; organic acid binding; heme binding.